UCGCAGAAGUGACCGGCAGUGGUGUAGUGAGUGUUUUUAACUUUUUUUUUGUGUACACUAGAGAGCAAAAUGACUGAAAAUGGCCGUAGCAAUCAAGGAUAUCAGCAGGAUGCGGAGGAAGUUAAAGCUAAAGCGGAUAAACUGCAGUUGACCAUGGCUAGACCUAACUAUCACCAGGAAGAACUGAAUACGGAGAUGAACUACAGUAAACCGAAACGACGAAUGGCGGACGAAGUGAUGAGCACGGUCAGGAGCUUCAGUCUUGCCGAUUGCAUCAAAAGUGUGCUCCCGAUCGUUGCUUGGCUUCCGCAGUAUCCUUGGAAGACUAACUUUAUGGCCGAUUUGAUCAGCGGUUGUACGGUUGGCAUCAUGCACAUUCCUCAAGGCAUGGGUUAUGCCAUGCUGGCAUAUGUGCCUCCAAUUGUUGGACUCUACAUGGCAUUUUUCCCGGUAAUAUUGUACUUUUUUCUCGGAACUUCCCGACACAACUCGAUGGGAACGUUCGCUGUGAUCUCAAUUCUGGUAAGCAAAACCAUUUUGGAGUAUUCUACGGCCGGUGUCCAAAUGGCUGGUAAUGCGGCUGGAAAUGGCACAAUUACCGCGGCAGCUGGAGAACAAGUUAUAACUCGAGGACCGAUCGAAGUGGCCGCGACACUUUGUUUCGCCGUGGGAAUGUGGCAAAUUCUAAUGUAUUUCUGUCGAAUAGGAGUCCUUUCCUUCCUGCUGUCGGAAACGUUGAUUUCCGGCUUCACUACCGGUGCUGCCAUCUAUGUGUUUACCUCACAAGUGAACCUUCUGCUGGGAGUGCCGUUGCCUCCGAUUGUUGGUGCCUUCAAAAUUGUUCGGCAAUAUGCUGCAAUUUUUGCGGCUCUUGGACAAGUGAACUACAUCUCCGUUUCGAUAUCAUUCUGCACGAUAUCGGUACUUACUUUCAACAAUGUUUGGCUCAAGGAAAAGGUAGCCAAAAUUAGCAUCGUGCCAAUUCCUGUCGAGCUGAUACUUCUCAUAAUCGGAUCAUUGGUAUCGACCCACUUUAAACUCCAUGAAGAUCACGGUUUGAAAAUAAUUGAACACAUUCCGACAGGAUUUCCAGAACCCGCCCUGCCUGACUGGGAUCUACUGCCGUCGAUCGUCAUGGAUAGCUUCAUAGUGGCAACCGUGUCGUACGCAGUAACCGUUUCUAUGGGAACUAUUUUCGCCCAGCGGGAAAACUACGAAAUGGAUUUCAACCAGGAACUGUUGGCAAUGGGCUCGAGUAACUUGUUCGGUUGCUUCUUCUCCUGUAUGCCCAUGUCGGCAUCACUAUCGCGUUCGAUGGUUCAGUACUUGGUAGGCGGAAAGACACAGGUAGCCUCCGUCAUUUCCUGUUGCAUAAUUGCAGUUGUUCUGCUGUACAUCGGUCCAUUCUUCGAACCAUUACCAGUUUGCAUUUUGUCCGGAAUCAUUAUGGUUGCCUUGCGACGUUUAUUGAUGCAAGUGACUCAGUUUUUCGAUUUCUUGAAGCUGAGCAGGGUCGAUGCUAUGGUAUGGAUGGGAACCUUUCUAUCCACGGUGCUGGUCAGUAUCGAUGUCGGUCUGCUCGUGGGACUCCUGUUAAGCAUUUGUUCAAUCUUCUUCCGCGGUCUGAAAUCGUACACUUGUCUGCUGCAGAAUGUUCCCGAUACUGAUCUGUAUUUGGAUUCGACUCGUUACAAAGGAACGGUCAACAUUUAUGGAGUGAAGAUAUUCCACUUCAGUGGAAGCUUAAACUUUGGAACCAGAUCUACUUACAAAACGGCACUUUGCGAAGCACUGAAUUUGGACUUAGUUCAGGAGCAGAAGAAGCACGACGACGACGAGGCCAAGCAUCAUCCGGACCUACGCUAUCUGGUGCUGGAUUGCACCAGUAUCAGUGAUAUCGAUCCUUCCGCUGUUUCGUCACUUAAGUUGCUAAUCAACGAGUUGGAGAAUCUGGCGAUUACCGUACUGUUAGCUGGUCCCUCUUGUCCGGUGUAUGAAAUGAUGCGUAAAUGCAAGCUGGUAGGUUUGGAAGAAUGUCAUUACUAUAGCUGCGUAUUCCCAACGGUACACGAUGCGGUUGUUUGGGCAAAGAACUGCAUGGUUAGGUGCCCGGGAAGAGUCAGUGUUGUGGGAACGAGAUUUUAAACAUAAACAUUACGAAAAACUAAUGCAUUUGUUAUCGGUGUGUAAAA
Wyeomyia smithii (pitcher-plant mosquito) is the source of this 2192-nucleotide messenger RNA. Its product is annotated as sulfate transporter-like. Gene Ontology annotation, molecular function: chloride transmembrane transporter activity; bicarbonate transmembrane transporter activity; oxalate transmembrane transporter activity. The record is from RefSeq and is a predicted model, not a curated record. Gene Ontology annotation, biological process: transmembrane transport. NCBI's taxonomy places the organism in Eukaryota, Metazoa, Arthropoda, Insecta, Diptera, Culicidae. Gene Ontology annotation, cellular component: membrane. Bases 70 to 2145 code for a protein of 691 amino acids. The transcript has 5 exons.